Molecule: messenger RNA, 1125 nt
Organism: Aspergillus heteromorphus CBS 117.55
Lineage: Eukaryota; Fungi; Ascomycota; Eurotiomycetes; Eurotiales; Aspergillaceae
Exons: 1
Coding region: 269-982 (237 amino acids)
Source: RefSeq, a predicted model, not a curated record
AACAGCUGGGGCAGUGCAGCCCUGCCCCAACCCACUAAGCCUCACUGGUGCUAGUAGCAAGCAGCGCGCCGUUUUGCCCGAUGCUAAACUGCUCCACUAUCCACGAACUAGCCACCGAAGAUAUUCUUUGGGCGUCGAAGGAUCAAAGCACCGAGAUCCUCCGUGAUAGGCACCGUUGCCACCCAGGGUACAAAAGGCGGGUCAUAUCCUCGAAGUCCGGGUACACAAGACUGCAAUUAUCCGUUCCAGUACCACAAUCCUAACCACGAUGAAAUUCAACCCUUCAAUCGCGCUCCUCUCUCUCGCGACCGUCGCCCUCGCCGCCCAGCAACCCCUCGCAGAAGACCCCUCCGCGACCGGGGUGAACACCCACGAUGAUACAUCCCACCAGCCAUCCGAACCCGAAGCCAGCGACUCUCUCAAGCAACGCCUCGGAAUCAACGCCAUUCAACAGCUUGCUCAAUCAUUCUUCAACACCGAAUCCGAGCCGACAACCGAGUCGACCACUGAGUCGACAUCCGAGAAGAAAUGCGUUGAUUCGGAUGAUUUUGCCCAUCACAUCGGCAAGGCCCUCGCCGAUUCCCAAAACGAGAAACUACGCGACGAACUAGACAAACUAGACGGGAAACGAAAACAAGGCCAGGCCGGUGUCGAAUACAUCAAACUCAACCUCGAGGACUUUGAGGAGAAGCAAUGCGGUGGUUUCGAGCGGAUUUAUGGCGAAUGGCGAUACUCGUUCAAGUCGAACAUGGCGGACUCGGAAUGCGAUUACACAUCGUUGAGCCAGACGGUGGGGAGAGCCGUAGGGGAGUUUGUGGAUAAGAAGCAUUUCAAGAAUUGCAAGAGGGAUUGUGACACGAUGUGUCUGCGGUUUGACCAGGGUGGGCCAUGGGAUGGCUACGUGAGGUUGGGGAAGAAGGACAAGUUUGAUCGCUUUGCGUACUGUGGGCCCACGUUGAGCUUGGUUCCGAAUCGGCUGUAGGCGAUGUCCUGGCCUGGGGAAGGGAUAGAGGGCUGUUGGUGUAGUGCUUGGUGUCGAUGAUUGCGGGUCUCGCCAGCCGCCAGAUGUCCUAGGCAGUGAUUAUGCAGUCAAAACUUUCGUACUUGAGUUCGAAGACUUUCCUU